CAGCAACUGUAAUACUGUCAUUUACAAAUACAGAAGGAAAUAGCUUUAUUGAAUUCAUGUACAAGGUCACACACUAAAAUAUUGUUUGCAAAAAUGUCUAGGAGGGAAGAUAUCGAUUGUAUACAUAAAGCACACGAACGGAUAAAACCGUUUGUUCAUAAAACACCAAUUUAUACUAAUUCGACAUUUAACAAUCUGAUUGGAAAAGAAGCUUUUUUCAAGUGUGAAAAUUUGCAGAAAACUGGAUCUUUUAAAGCUAGAGGAGCAUUAAAUACUAUAUUGAAACUAAAAGAGCAAACUCCUGAUUUAAAAGGAGUCGUAGCUUAUAGUAGUGGCAAUCAUGGUCUCGCCACAGCAUGGGCAUCUCGUUUGGCAGAGGUAAAGUGCUCAGUGGUUGUUCCCAAAACGACAAAUGAAUUCAAAGUCACAGCAAUACAAGGUUAUGGAGCAGAAGUAGUAACAUGUGAAUAUGAUCCUAUAUCUAGAUUAAAAGCCUGUGAAACUAUAGCAGCAAAUGAAGGAUAUGAAAUAAUCCAUACUUCUGAUCAUUAUGACAUUAUACAUGGACAGGGAACAAUCGCGUUGGAGUUAUUACAGGACGUACCAGAUUUAGAUGCGAUAUUAGUAUCAGCUAGUGGAGGCGGAAUGAUAUCUGGUAUAUCUAUUGCUGCUAAAUCUAUCAACAAAAAUAUAAAAAUUUUUAUGGUAGAACCCCAAGGUAAAAUGGCUGAGGAGAGCUUAAGGGCAGGCAACAGAUUGUGGCCUAAUCCCCCACAGUUUAUAGAUACUAUUGCCGAAGGACUAAUGAGUCAACAAUUAGGCAAUCUCACCGUCCCAAUCAUCUGUAGAUUUGUAGAAAAGGAGGUUUUCACUGUUGGAAAUGAAGAUAUUAUUAAUGGAAUGGUGUUCUCUUUCCGGUAUAUGAAGAUGGCAAUAGAAGCCGCUGCUGGAGCUACAGUAGCUGCUGCCAUGUCAGAGAAGUUAAAACAGAUGGAUCCUGGUAUAAAGAAAAUCGGAGUUAUAUUAUGUGGUGGAAAUGUUGACAUGUUGAAAUUACCAUGGUACUCUAAAACAUAAUGAAAUGGACCAAGACAGUUUAAAGUGUAUAUGUAUAGUAA
Mytilus trossulus (common blue mussel) is the source of this 1118-nucleotide messenger RNA. RefSeq names its product probable serine racemase. NCBI's taxonomy places the organism in Eukaryota, Metazoa, Mollusca, Bivalvia, Mytilida, Mytilidae. The transcript has 9 exons. Gene Ontology annotation, molecular function: pyridoxal phosphate binding; serine racemase activity; magnesium ion binding. The record is from RefSeq and is a predicted model, not a curated record. The coding region runs from base 94 to 1077 and encodes 327 amino acids. Gene Ontology annotation, biological process: D-serine biosynthetic process.